AAUAAAUUGAAUACAAAUACAAAACGGAGUGGAAGCUACGUUUCUUUUAUUUUCUCUCUUUCUCCGGCUCUGUGACUCUGGGAAUUAAUCUCCGCACAUCCUCGCUCCAAUCAUCCGGGCCCAUUCCUCACCCCACCCGCACCCCUUCUACUUCUACUUCGACACCUCUCUGGGCUCCCUUCAAGCUUCCUCCCUUUCAUCUUCCGAUCACUGUCCUUUGGAUCCCACAAUGCAAGUUCCCUGCGGAACUUUGGGUUGAAUUUCAUGGGGAAUCUACGCGCCACCUAACAUAGAUAGAUUACGCGCCUUGGAAGGCCGUAACAGAAAUUCCCUUCCCACCCCCCGGAAUCCCCAUACUCAAGGUGCCUCCCGAAACCUACCUUGGAUCUCGGGCUGAUCUCCACGAUCACCCACCUACACAACACACACACACACACACACACACACACACACACACACACACACACACAAUCGCCCCCCAUGGCGCAAUCAUAUCAUCAGUCCCAGGCAGCCCUGGCCGGCUUCCUCGACUCAAUGCAACAAGACACUAGCAUGUCCGCAUACAACUUGUUCGGCCCUUCGCAAUAUCCAGAGAGUGUCGCCUUCUGGCAUGACCCUUCCGCGGCGCCGCCGCCCAUGGCCCUUCCCGCUCCGUCAUACCCGCCCAAGCAGCCGACCCUCCUCCAGCCCAUCCCGGAUCAGAAGAAACACCGGCGCACCCGCAGUGGCUGCUUCACUUGUCGAUCGCGUCGCAUCAAAUGCGACGAGACUCGCCCUAUUUGCGAGCGUUGCCGGAAAGGUAGUCGAGACUGCGUGUAUCCCUCGCCAACCGCCCCCUCGGCCAAAAGCUCCCGCUCGACGGCCAAAACACGCAGUGCUCGCCCUCAGUCGCAGGGUAGUGACUCAUCCGGCAGAGUGGACGUCGAUGAAGUUAGCCCCUUGGAGCCUAUCAUCGACGAAGAGGAGCCCGAGGGUGCUGAUGGAGGAUCGGGACUAUCGCCAACGAGCGGCAGUGGUACUGGCCAGUUACGACAUGAUCUGCACCGCACUCAAAGUGGCCAGUCGCUGCGGAAACGCAGCAUCAAACAGCCCUCGGAGGCGGGAUCAUUCCAUCUAGAACCGAGCAGUUCACCCUCGACCGAGUCAUCGAGAUUUGAGUCGAUGAGCGUGCGGUCGGCUAGUAUCAGCCAAUCUACGCUCGACUUGCUCAACAACAGCCGACUCUCGGAUGAUAUCCGGUUCUAUUUGGACUUUCAUCAACAAUUUAUCUCGCAUGAGCAUUUCUUUUUGAGACAGGGCAGUGCCCAUUUCAUCCAUCACAGCAUUAUCGAACUUGCUCUCGGGUAUGAGCCUUUACUGUAUGCUUUGGUGGGAUUCUCGGCAUACCAUCACACCUUGCAGGGUGGAGGGAAGCUCUAUGCAUUUUUAAAAUAUUAUAACAAGGCUUUGACGCUCUUGCGAAAGUCUUUGGAAUCGGGCGAGGGACAUAGUGAAGCAACGUUGUGCACAGUUCUUGUUUUGACGACGUUUGAGGAAUAUAUCGGGGAUUGGGUAAAUCUCAUCGAUCACCAUCAAGCCGCACACGCCUUGAUGCGAGAACUAUUGACACCCGAAUCCGCUAAUUUGAUCGAACUCCAUACCAACAUCUUCCUGUGGUACGCCCGAUUUGACGUGGUGGCAGGCAUUCUGGCAGGUACCGAGGCGAUCCUUGGCCGUGACUGGUACAUGGCAAAGGAGCACUAUGACGCCGAGCAAGCAGCCCUCUACCCCGACGACCCAAGCAAACAGCUUGCCCUCGUAGCCUCGAUCAAUCGACGCUUCGGGCUGGACAUGGCCUCACUAUACGCAAAACUCUCGCGUGGCAUGAUCCCAAUCGACCAGUUUGCCAUUCAAAACGAACAACUCGGUCAAACGAUGGAACGUGCAAAGAAUAUCCUCAAACAAUUCGAUGAUUGCGAAGAUUCUGUGCGCUCGUAUCCAAAUCAGCAACCUCUAACGGACAAUGACAUCGUGGACCCUUAUGUACCGGGGUGUAUACUGCAGGGACCCCUGUGGGAUGGAAACUAUGCGAGGAUUGAUCUUCUUUCCACCGAGUUGAUGUUUAAAUAUCAAACCAUGCUUUCGUUGAAGCAGCCGCUCAUUCCGGAUUUGGAACGGUUGGCCUUUGAACAGUGUCAGUUGAUAGAGACGAUAUCGCGCUGGCCGGCCAAGGGCAACGGAUAUUGCAUCGGCUUCAAGAACAGUAUUGGUCUUUCGAGCAUGUUCUUGCCCAAGGAUUUGAAGCACCAGAUGUGGUCAAGGCACAAGCUGGCCUUGAUGGAGCAGAAUGGGUACAUCAUCGCCCCUCGAUUCCGCGCUGCCCUCGCCGCCAUCUGGCAGCUCCCCGAUAUCAAUCACUGGUGGCUUCCUAAUGACGAAGGCUACACAGACAUCAUCCGCGAGGUCCGGGAGAUGUCCGAAGAGCGAAUGAACCAACCUCUGGAUGAUUUCCGGGAGAAUGUGCGGGACAUGAAGUCGCUCUUCUGGAAGCUUAGUGUGGAUGAUCAGAAUGAGGAGCAGAGCCCUUCGAGCAGCCACACCAGCUAUACCUGAAAUGUUACCGAAAAGCAUUAUGCUCCGCCACGCCGAUAUAAUCCCAUCACAUUGGGACGCGACCCCAUUCAUGCAUCCCCCGAAUCUCUGCGUAUCGCGAGUCACAAGCGUUCUCCCCGCUGCGUUCCGGUCACAGCUAGAUCAUCGACAGAUUUCUCAUAGACAAGUGCCCGCGACUUCUACAUCCGGAGCACAUAUCAUCAUCAUGAAUACCUCUAUACCUCCGAGCAGCUGAUAUUAUUCUCAGCCGCUUUUCCACGGAGGAACCAACUCACCCCUGAAGAACCGUGCCGGGCCGCAGUGCCGCACACCUUGUACUACCUGUCACACAUCCACAUCUAUAUCCUAAUCUCUCCCCUCGAUUCCCUCCCUCUUUUCCUCGAGCCCAUGCCCGGUAUUCCCGCAGCUCAUGACCUUACGUGUACACUCAUCAUUUCAUAUACCCUACCCCGCUGAUAAUUCAACAAACUUCACAUACCAUCUCCACCUGUCAUAUUAGUGGCCACACCUCGGAAUCUACUCAAACAGCAAUAGAAAUACAGGAACGCAAUGGAUGGCCGUGUAUAAACAAUGGUCAAUGUCAUUUAGUCAUUCAAGUGGACAAUUCC
Messenger RNA from Penicillium brasilianum, 3200 nucleotides. NCBI's taxonomy places the organism in Eukaryota, Fungi, Ascomycota, Eurotiomycetes, Eurotiales, Aspergillaceae. The record is from the annotation of a GenBank genome assembly.